AUGGCUCCUAGGAAACGCACUGUCCUCAUAACGGGAUGUUCUGAUGGUGGUCUCGGUGCUGCCCUCGCACGGGCCUUUCACAAACGUGGCGAUCGUGUCUUUGCGACGGCACGCACACUCUCGAAAAUGUCAGCCCUGCAAAUCAUGGGCAUCGAAACUCUACCCUUAGAUGUCCUCUCCGAAGAGUCCAUCAGAUCUUGCGUGGACCAAGUGUCAUCUCUGACAGGCGGCUCACUGGACGUGUUGGUCAACAACGCCGGCGCUGGAUUCAACAUGCCCGUCCUUGAUGCUUCGAUCGCCGAGAUUCAAAGACAGUUCGAGCUCAACGUAUUCAGCGCAGUCCGGAUGAUACAGUUGUUUUUCCCUCUGCUUCGCAGUUCGACAACGGAGCAGAAGAUGAUUGUUAACAAUAGCUCCUGUGGUUCGGUCCUAAACCUGCCUUUCGUGGGACCAUAUUCGGCUUCAAAAGCUGCCCUCGCCAGUUUUAGCGAGACAUUGCGGCUUGAAAUGCAUGCAUUUGGGAUCAAGGUCAUUGAUUUACGGACCGGAGGCGUGAGGUCGAAUUUCUUCGACAACGCUAAUCACGAGAUGAGUUCCAGCCUGCCGGAGAAGAGUCCUUACUCGUCCGGCAAGGACAUUGUGGAAAAGUUCCUUGGUCAUGGUCCACAAGUCAGUCUCAUGGAUGCCGACAUCUGGGCGAACAAAGUGGUGAGCGAUUUAUCCAAGCGAGGCGGGAAGGGGGCCCCGCAUCGGAUCUGGAGGGGACAGGGAGCGACGUUUGCAUGGUUCGGAACAACAGCCUUGCCUGUAGGCUGGCUGGAUGUAGUGGUGAAGAAGCUUUCUGGGUUAGAUGUUGUGGAGGAGAGGAUCCGGAGAGAGAAGAAAAAGAGGGUAUAG
This is a messenger RNA of Fonsecaea erecta, 897 nucleotides long. RefSeq lists its product as hypothetical. Gene Ontology annotation, biological process: phosphatidic acid biosynthetic process; triglyceride catabolic process. The transcript has a single exon. NCBI's taxonomy places the organism in Eukaryota, Fungi, Ascomycota, Eurotiomycetes, Chaetothyriales, Herpotrichiellaceae. The record is from RefSeq and is a predicted model, not a curated record. Gene Ontology annotation, molecular function: triacylglycerol lipase activity; acylglycerone-phosphate reductase (NADP+) activity. The coding region runs from base 1 to 897 and encodes 298 amino acids. Gene Ontology annotation, cellular component: lipid droplet; endoplasmic reticulum.